Trichomonas vaginalis G3 is the source of this 267-nucleotide messenger RNA. RefSeq lists its product as uncharacterized. The transcript has a single exon. The coding region runs from base 1 to 267 and encodes 88 amino acids. NCBI's taxonomy places the organism in Eukaryota, Parabasalia, Trichomonadida, Trichomonadidae. The record is from RefSeq and is a predicted model, not a curated record.
AUGGGGUGUUGUAAUUCUGCAGAAGAGCAGGCAUUAGCACCUCAAAACCUCACAAGUACAGUUACUGUUUCAAACAUACCAAACGAACAGAUAUAUGAAAACAAGUUUGCUCCACAAGCAGAAGGUCAUGAUAAAGUUCCUUUGUUAAAUGCGGUUUCUACACAAAAUAUAACAUUCAGUGAUGAUACUGAUUCAUCAUCAGUUGAUCAAGAUAUGAUUAAAAACCUUCUUGAUCAAGUCAAAUUAUCUGAUGACGAUGAUUAUUGA